Toxotes jaculatrix (banded archerfish) is the source of this 5990-nucleotide messenger RNA. It is a transcript of the gene ubtd1b, whose product is annotated as ubiquitin domain containing 1b. Bases 663 to 1400 code for a protein of 245 amino acids. The record is from RefSeq and is a predicted model, not a curated record. Gene Ontology annotation, molecular function: protein binding. The transcript is spliced from 4 exons. NCBI's taxonomy places the organism in Eukaryota, Metazoa, Chordata, Actinopteri, Toxotidae.
CCAGCGGCGAGGGAAGUAACGUUUAGGGUAUUUAAAGACAAAGCUCUGGUGACAGCGUUAAAGAGCUGAAGUGGGACGGCGAGGGCUGUGGGAGGCUGUAACCACUCACCACAUCGAGGAGAAACUCGUCGUGUCGGGAAAUGGUCACGAGUGCGUGGAAGUUUGUGUUUACUGAUGUUGUGGUAGCUAGCUGGCUGGCCCUGUUAGCUUGUUAGCGGGGAAGGUGCGCGCUGCUUGCACUGCUGGACAUCAACAUUUUCAACUAACCCAACUGAACAGGCAAGUUAGAUAGCAGACACGUUGCUGGUUAGAGCAGUUAGUUACAGUUUGGCAGAUGUUACGGGUGACUGUUAGUCCGGCUAUCAAACUCUUGUAACGUUAGUGCGGGCCACGAGCUUUGAAUCUUGUGGGGUCGUGUCAAACACAAGCAGCACUGAUUCACAGAGAAAACGCACAUCAAGCCACGACCCUGCAGAUACAGCUCAGCCCAGCGCUAGCAAACAUCCAGGCGACCUCCUUUUUCCCCGUUACGAAUGACAUACCAGGCUCGCAACUCUGGACCUGAGACCCGUCCCCCCAGUCGGACCUAGUUCAUCGUCUUCCUCCGUGAUGGGCCCCCUGCUCAGCUGGUGAGACGCGUGGAAACAAUCUACAGUCUGACCAUGGGAGGAUGUGUGGGGAGAUACUGGGAAGGCUGGGAGGACACACAGAGCCGAGGUUCGUCCAGGAACGGUGGACGAGGAGGACGUAAUGAGCCUCUAAAGAAAGAUCGUCCCAAGUGGAAGAGCGACUACCCGAUGACGGAGGGCCAGCUACGGAGCAAGAGGGAUGAGUUCUGGGACACAGCACCAGCCUUUGAGGGCCGUAAGGAGAUCUGGGACGCCCUGAAAGCCGCCGCUGUGGCACUGGAGUGUAACGACCACGAGCUGGCCCAGGCUAUAGUGGACGGAGCCAGUAUCACACUGCCACAUGGUACCCUCACAGAGUGUUACGAUGAACUCGGGAACCGCUACCAGCUGCCCGUCUACUGCCUGGCUCCACCUGUCAACCUCAUCUCAGAGCGCAGUGACGAGGACCCAAGCGACAGCCCCGAACCCCCUGUAGCACCCAAGAAGGAAUUCCAGCUCAAGGUACGACUGUCCUCGGGUAAGGACCUGCGCCUCAGUGCCAGCAUGGCUGACACCAUAGGGCAGCUUAAGAAGCAGCUUCAGGCCCAAGAGGACAUCGACGCCACCCAUCAGCGCUGGUUCUUCUCUGGCAAGUUGCUGACGGACAAGACGCGGCUGCAAGACACCAAGAUCCAGAAGGACUUUGUCAUCCAGGUCAUCGUCAACCCGCAGGCCCUUCGAGCCCCGAAGCCAUCACCCACCACCACUGCCUCCUCGCCGUCGUCUGAAUAGCUGAGAACAAAGAGGACAGCUGAAGGGACGAUGCAGUGGGUGGCCGACACUAAAAAGGACCAGCGGUGCCUCCUAAUGCUGGAUUGAAAUAAAACUGAAGUGCAGAGGUACAAAACCACAUGAGGGAGAAACUCUAAAGUGCUGCUUUCAUCUACCAUGUGUCAUUGUAUUUUUUUGGGGGGGUGGGGGUUGUUCUUAAAGUGAAUCCAGUCACCACACUAACUCUGGAGAUCCUCUUCUCUUGCCUCUUUGAACUAUUUCACAUUAAAGCAAACAGAACUUACGCUGACGAGCAGCCUUUUCGACCACAUACAAAAACGUGCAUGUCAUGCUGCACAUGCAAAGACUCUGCCUCUGCCCUUUUUGUCUGCACUAAUGGUAACUAAGUGCCAAUGGAAGGAAAGCAGACGUGUUUGUUGGUUCUAAAGCACAUUUCUACAAGGACGCCGAUGGACUCUGCAGUGCAGUCCUCUACUCCUCCACAGGGCAGAGAGCGUGAUACCGAACAUUUCUUGUUUCCCCCUUUUUCUUUUCUUUUUUGGGGGAAAUAAUGUAAUCUGAGCUUUUUUGCACAUUUGAAGAUUAUUACUAUCGUGGUAGUUUGUGUGCCUUCUACAUGAAACAAAAAAGGGUCAACGUCCUGAAAGAUGCUAGUUUUACCACUAGGCUACGCCUUCUGUAUUUUUUUAGAUUCAGGACUUCUUAGACAGACCCAAGCUAUAACUGCUGCCUUUUUUAAAAUUAUUUCACAAAUCUUGGCGACAAAACAUGGUGUGUGGGUGCUGGCGUGUGUGUGUGUGUCUGUGUGUAUGUUUGGGCAAAAGGAUUAUGUAUUUGACCCAUAUAACAUUUCAGUGUAACGUAGCCUAUAGAGACAAGACUGUUUCCCUGGUGUACAAGUCAUAGCUUUGCAGUCAAUCAUAUCAUAUUGUCUAGGGAAAUAGAAAUUCCCAUGCAAAAAUAAUGAUCUUAAAAGCUACGUCAUCGACCACUUAAUGACCCCCAGACCAGUAGGGGGCAGCAACAGAGCCCUGAUAUAAUCAGUUCAGUUCCUUAGGGCUCUUUUUUUCUUUUUAAACCACCUGAUGAAUGUAAAUCCAGUAUUCACUCGCCUUUUAUCCUCAAUGCAGUCCACUAAUUUCUCAAAUAUUUGACUUCCUUCACCAGCGUACAGAUGACCAGAUAGAGCUGGGUUGCUGGAAAUGGCUGCCUGCGGGUUUUAUAUGUGGGGUUGGUGAGAGCUGUCAGGAGCUGACGAUACGGAGCAGUGAACCAAAACAAUGAGGUAAAAAGCAGAUUUGAGUGUCGAUUCUCAGUGGAUCCAGCAGCGCUAACAACCUCUUUACUUUACAGGGAGUUGUUUGUUUUUGUGUGUUUGUUCAUUAAAAACAAAAGUAGGUUAUUCAAAGGGCCACUACACUGAUGUCAUACAUACGCAACAUGGUUAGCACUACUUUGCCAGAGAAAAUAAGCCUAAUAACGUCAUUGUGUUGUCAUCAGGGUUAUCUCAGCUUCGGCAUGGAGAUUAGGUGUUCAUGCAAAAAGCCUGUGGUACAAACUGAAAGUGAUGAACUUGAAAGUUGUGGGUGUUUUAACGUAGGAGUCAGUAUUUGUGAAGCUUGACCCCACGUCAGGAUAACUCUUGAUAGCUAAUGAUCUUAAAGGCAGUUUAACAUAGCUGAAAUCAUAAUUUCAUAGAUUUGCUUGGAAAGAGUUGAAACAAGUUUGUCAUUUUAUAUAUGUUAUGACUUUUUUUUCAGUUGACACUAUACUUAACUUUUGUUUUAAUCUCUCACUAAGUCAAUAAACACAUUCAGAGUCUUUCCACAAGCUAUUUUGCUUGACUGUUAAAAAUGUCUCUAACUAAGCAGUAGGGUCCUGUCUUUUUCCUUUAUAUAGUCGUAUGGAGACACAUGUUAAUGUUUGCACCGUGACUCUGACUGAUCACUGAUGUACAGCAUAGAUAAAUGUUAUGAAUGGGGAAAAGAACCUCCAGCUUUGCCACCAACCACAGUGGCUGCCAAACGACAAACAUGUCAGCCUCAAACAAAAUUGCCCUGAAAUUAUACUGGCUGCUCAUGGCUGAAGUAGCAUUAGGCCUGACAGUCUGAUUGGUAAAAACACAUUAAAACACUGUGGCUACAUUCACACCACAGCUCAAAUUGCACAGUUUACCCUUUUCUAAUUUUAAGCCUUGCAGUGUCAGAAACUUACUGUUUUUUCAGGCACAUUAAAUUUUCUAUCCAUACAGAAAAUUCAGGUUGCCUGACACCUUGAAGUUUGGUGCCUGAAUUUCUUCUGCAACUUGAGUUUUUGACUUCUCUUGAACUUUUAGACCUGCAAUCCGACCUACUCCGCUUCUGUGUCACUUCCAGGUCGUGUUGGUGUCAAAUAUGGGUUAUAGCUCAGAAUAGAUAUGAAGGCAGUUCAACGUUUGAGAAUCGAGACCUGCUUUGUGCCACUCGUGGUCGAAUUCUCCCCAGGACUCAUUGUUUUCAUUCACUGCUCCUGUCGCACAGCUCUCACUGCAACAGUAUCAUCACUGAGGAAAUGAAACUGAACCAUCAGUUUGAAACCUAACUGAGCCACACCCUGACAUAUUAAGAAAUUAUUUUAUCUUUAAGUAAAUUUCAUUUUUAAUGUUUUUUUUCUCUACAAUUUCAAACUUCAUCACUUCAUCAAAAUCCCCCCCCCCCCCCCCCACCACCUUUUUUUUUUUUUUUAAUUUCCAGGACAUUUUUUUUCCCCUCUACCAAUGGUUCUUUUGGGGAUUUAAUAGUUUUAUGCAAACUUGAAUAAGCAUUUUUGUGUGCAAUACAAAUGACAUAGACCUCAUAUCUUUUUUUUUUUUGUUUGUUUGUUUGUUUCUGAAUACAGAUCUCUUAGAACACCAGCUAUGAGUAUUGUUAAAGUUAUGUCAAACUACAGGUACAAUCCUGCUACAAUCUGACGCCUGUGUCAACUGUAUCACAUGUUCAUGUUUGUCACUUUGAGAUGUAUUCUAGUCUAGUGUUACCUUGACUGUUCAGAUGGGCUUUCAGCGUUCACAGACAAAAUAUCUAAACAUUAAAAAAAAAGUCUACACGAAUUUUCUUCCCCGGUGUCCGCUUAGCAUUCUGCCCUCCACUCCUCAGCUGUGCAGGUUAGGCUGUCAUUGAGCCUCAGGGUGGGGAAGAGCUCUGCUGACAACUUUAUCGAUAGCAUCUCCUGUUACAGCGCCCUCGCUGAAGUGAGCCAUGGGUGGGGUUUUGUCCUCACGUCUGUCCCUGUGCUUAUCCUGAGUUUCCCCUCUUUUUAAAAUGUAACAGUGAGCAGAGGUGUUGUCUCUUGGCUCAAGGAACUUUAAGGUGUCCCUCAGGUUGUAAACGUUAGACAACUCUUGGAGGAACCUCCUCAUAUUGUGCUGUAUCAAUUACCAAAUCAGUCUCUUUUCCAACAGCAGUUCAGUACAGUGUCACAUAUGAACUGACACUCUCACAGCUUAGGAGGGGUCUCUGUUUUAAAAGAAGGGCACACAAAUGCUGAUACGGCGUUCCCAGAUAAAAGUGCAAUGAAAUGGAUGACAUUUUUUUGUUUUUAAACUGCGUUUAGAUACAGGGAAUUGUCUUUUUUUUUCAAAACCUACCAUGAUAAACCAGUAAAAAACGUAGCAAAGGUUAAUCUAUAGUAGAAGUAAAUGUGUAUGUUUCCUCAUUCUCCAACGCAGAUGUUUGGCCUUGUCACAGUGGGAAAAGCAAAGGUUGUUACUAAUAAAAUCAACGAUGGCUGUGAAGUGUCCCAGUGAGUCAUGUGCGCUGACAUGCACAAUACCUGGACUCGGAAACUAAAGCAUCUAAACAUAAUUCAGCCAUCAUUCAUUUUAUUAUUUAUAAUUGUGCUUUUCUUACUGUGAUUUAAAAAAAAAAAAAAAAAUGAAGUAAACAAUGCCUGUGAUCCUGUCUGGUUGGACUUAGACAGUCCUACUCUUAACAGGUGCCACAGAAUUAACAUGAGUGAGAUGUUAAUUACACAGAGUUUGUCCCACAUGGUCCUGGUCUUCUCCACGGUCUUUUCUUUAUUAACAGAUGUCUUCAGUGUGCUCCAGUCUUAAAUGCUGUUUUCCACAGUCAGGAACAAUGCAAAUGGACAUUGAUCAUCACAACAAUCGCGAUGCAACACUUACUGUUUUGCACUCAUUCGUAUCUAUGUGAAUUUCUACACAUUUGAACACAUGUAAAGCUCGACUUAGACAAAAAAAUAUAUCAGGAUGUCAGCACGACGCCAUGCACUUAUAUGUAAAUCAUACACAGAUGAAAUUAAAGUGCUUAUGAAGUCUAAGUUUAUUAAGCUGGUUAUACAGUAAAAGCCAUAUCAGGCCAGAAAUAUUUAUUUUACACUUUUAACAGAAAAAUAACACUUCAUACUUCAUCGCUAUCCUCUCCUUUAAGAACUCAAAUUCCCAAAAGACACUGCAGUUAGACCAAGUUUCCUCAUUGUUUUGACACAUUAACAGCCAUGAGAAAGAAACUGUUUUUUUCAGAUUGUCUAUACCACCUAGAUAUGUGUAAAAAAAAAAAAAAAAACAAAUCAGUAUAUUUAGUCAGAGAAAAA